AUGAUCGAUAGUGAAUUAAAUCCACAAAAGAUAAUUGGCUUCUUGCGGGAAGAACUAAAAUGGCCAAUAAUACAUAAUAAAGAUGGGAGUAUUGGUGAUGGAAAAGUCGGAAAACCCAAGAAAGUAAAAAUCAAGUUAGAAACUACUACUAAGCAAUUAGAAAAAAUGUUAGAAAAUUUUGAACCCCAAGAGGAGGACAAAUAUUUCCAGAUACCACAAAACAAACCAUCUUAUUCGGCUUACAACAAUAUUCCUCCACAACUUUUAAAAGUUAGUAAGAGUGAGGAAGGUAAAAUUAUUGGUGAGGAGGAAAAAACUUUGGGACAGUUGGAGGAAGAACGGCUUUUAAAAGGAACACCACCUCCUAAUUUACGAAAAGAAAGAGAAUUCAGAUUGGAACUAGAUAACUUUAUUGCCCGUAAUCGUAAGAAGUAUUUCAAGAUUUUUAUUUUUGAAAAGGUUCCUACUGCCCAUGAGGAUACUUGGAUUAAGCAACCUUUUGCCGAAGCAGUGAUUGGAACCACUAAAUCUACUCGGGAAAUAAUGAGUUAUGGGGUUUUAAAGUUAACAGAAAAAUUGAUUGCUGAUGAUUAUCGUGAGGGAAAGGUAAACAUAGUUGGAACAUAUCAAUUUGCCCAUGAAAGCAAGUUUAUUUCCAUGGCUAAUCGUUUGAAAGAGGGCAAAAAUAUCGAGUUUAGUUUGAUUUAUAAGUCUGCCGCAGGCGAAAAGGAAUUUUUAACUGCUCCAGUAGAAAGGAUAAUAGAAAAAAGACCGCCACGAGAAAAAGUUCAAAGAGAACAUAAGGCUGAAUACCAAGGGAUGGCUGAUAAGAUAAUUCGAAUGAUUAGAGAAAACCAAAAACGAAUAAAAAACGAGUAA
This is a messenger RNA of Racocetra persica, 879 nucleotides long. The record is from the annotation of a GenBank genome assembly. NCBI's taxonomy places the organism in Eukaryota, Fungi, Glomeromycota, Glomeromycetes, Diversisporales, Gigasporaceae.